Nezara viridula (southern green stink bug) is the source of this 4695-nucleotide messenger RNA. The record is from the annotation of a GenBank genome assembly. Lineage: Eukaryota; Metazoa; Arthropoda; Insecta; Hemiptera; Pentatomidae.
UCUUAAAAAACUUAGCUCUUUGGAAUAGACGCCAUUGUUUCGAUAGGUUAUUCGUGGUAGUAUUUAGGUUUAGCUGGGACGUUACUGUUUGGUGUGUAUUUUAUUGUUCGAAUGUGAAAUUUGUAAAAAUGAAUCUCCUGAAGGCGAUGAGUCCUACUUCGGUGACUCCUUCCGUCGAACUCAGUACCUACAGGGACCAGCAUUUUAAGGGCUCUCGGACAGAACAGGAAAGACUUCUUCGCGUAUCAACUACUUUAUAUAUUGGAAAUUUAUCGUUUUAUACAACAGAAGAACAAAUAUAUGAAUUGUUUUCAAAAUGUGGUGAUAUUAAGAGGAUUAUUAUGGGAUUGGAUAAAUAUAAGAAAAUUCCAUGUGGAUUCUGCUUUGUAGAGUAUUACCAACGUCCGGAUGCUGAGAGCGCUAUGAGGUAUAUUAAUGGAACAAGGCUUGACGAUCGUAUUAUAAGAACAGACUGGGAUGCAGGGUUCGUUGAAGGAAGGCAGUAUGGAAGGGGAAAGAGUGGUGGGCAGGUUCGUGAUGAAUAUAGAAGAGAAUAUGAUGCUGGACGAGGUGGUUAUGGAAAAGUGAUGCAACAGCCUACAACAAAAGCUGAAGCUGCAUCAAUAUUUAAUGGACAGUGAUUUUAACACAAGAUCCAAUCAUAUGCACCUUCUUUCACUUCUAUUCAUCAGAAAAGGUCUUCUAUUGGUCUACACUUGACCUUUCUGAUAAUAACUGAUUACUGAUUUAUUUUAUUUUAUCAUAGCAAUAGAAUUUAUGCUAAUAGAGCAUAAAGGUUUCAUUUCUGUUAACCUGAUAUUUCCCGAAAAAUAACAAUUAUUAUUGUUACAAUAAAGCAUUAUAUCAGUUCAUAAACCUCUAAUUGGGAAUUGAAGUAAAAAGAUGUGCAUGUGUUAACUUUUUUUAUUUUAUUUUAUUUUUGUUUUAAUUUUGGACUUAAAACAAAAUAGUUUUAGUUAUUUGAUGUAAUAUAUGUGAAUAUAAUAUAUAUAUAAAUCUUGACUGUAUUUAAUUUAAGCUUUUGAUAAAAAAAAAGUUAUUUAAAAAUAUAUUAUUUAAUAAACAUGUGGUGUUUAAUUAAAUAAUUUCAAAUGUGCUCAUUAUGCUACUUUUUUUAUUGUAUUAGUAUAUCCCAACUAUAAUUUAGUUUUUAAGCAAGAUUUUAGAACUUUUAUCGAUUCAAUGCUCUAUUUAUUGCCAAAAUAAGGAAAUCAUUGAAACUGCAACUCCUUUUUAAAUUCAUGAAUUUUUUAUAUGUUUAUAAAUGUGUAGAAAUGGUUAGCCAAGAGUACAAAAAAUAGGAUUUCCUAAAUUAUUUUAGAAAUUUUGUUUGGUAAGAGAAAAUCAGGAUUUUCUCAAGAAUCCACUGUAACUUUUGUGAAAGACAGGAUAUUUGUCAUGGGUUCUUAACUUAAAUAUUCUUACUUUGGAUAGCUGUUUUGUUCACAUUUAUUUAAUUGGCAAAAUGUUGACUGGUAUUCUAGAAAUUUAUAAAGUUGAGCUGAUUAAUUUUUCUUGAUUUUAAAUAUCACCCAAAUUAUUAGAAAAACGAAUUAAAUUUAAAAUCUGGAAUGCUUGCAUCUGGAAAUCUAGAACUCUUAUUAUUGGAGAUAAUAAAUAAGUCUCAGGAAAAGGCAAAUAUAACAAAUUAUAAAUCAGUAGCAUUUAUGUACUCUAAACAAAUUGUGUCAGACGACUAGAUAUUCAAGUCAAACAUAAUUCUGAGACAUCAUUAUCUUUAAUCCCUAAGUAUCACGAUGGAGUUGCUGCUUACAGAGUCUGAAUCAGUUAUCUCACUUUCUGAGCAACUUUUCUACCCAAUUCAUAAGACUUCUGGAAAAUUCUCAACACUGUCCUCCCAGGAGAUGCACGAUCUUUUUCUUGGUCUCUUUCACUCCUCACGGGUCUCAUAGGUCUUCCUGGCAGUUCUUUCUUGAUCUAUCCUAAGGAGAUGACUAAACCACAUUAGCUUGUGCUUCUUCAGGAUGGUCUCGUCCAGUUUAACUUCGAGGUUGGUCUGUAUGGUGGUGUUCUGGAUUCUGUCUCAUCAGAUCUUUCCUUCAAGUUUAUGAAGGUAUCGCAUCUCCAUAGAUUAGAUUUGUCUUAUGUGUUUUGAGGUAGAAAUCCACGAUUGCGAUAGGAUAGAGAGAAACAUUUAUUUAUAGACAGCCAUUUUUGUCUCGUUGGUGAGCUCUCUUUUACCCAGAAAACCCCUCCAAAGUAUAAUAACUAAUAAUAAUAAAUUGCUUUAAUUGAGAAAAGCACACAGAUAUUGGAAAUUAUCCACCUGCUCUAAUCUCUCUCCAUUUUCUUUCAGUAAUUUUCUAUUUCUGAGGCAAAUAGAUAAUAUAGGAUUAACUGAAGAGUCAGUGUGUCAAGAUAAAUGAAGUUAUAUGAUUUUUAUGUAACAAUUUUUAGAAGGGCAUGAGUUUUUUACCAUGUCGGUGGAAUGGAUAGAACUAAGUUGGUUAGAGUCGCACUUGAGACUUAAACUAAAUGCUUGAAACAAAGCGGAAAGCCCAAAAAAAUGAAGAAGAUGGGAGAGUAGGCCUUCCUGAACUUAAUGUGUUUGGUAAUUAGCAUUAGACAGGUCAACUUGGAACAAUCUUUAUCACAGGUUUUUUCACAAUACACUGCUAAAGUAACUAAAAGGGAAAACAUGAUGAUAAAAGUUAUAUAAUGAAAGUCUAAUUAGCAAAUAACAUACUUAUUGUUUCUUUAUGUUUAAGAUAGAUUGUUUCUAGAAAUGGAAGAACAGGUCUUUUAAAAUAAUGAGCUUAUACAUAUUUAUAACAAUAUAUUUUUUUUCCAAAUUUUAAUAUAAUAUUCAUUAAAAUUUAAAAAUACUAACAAUACUUAGAGUGUUAUAUAAUACAAUUCAUACUGUACAUAUCUUUGGAAAUUCUUAAAUUAAAAAAAACAAAACAAUUAUAAUAGCGAAUUAUUAGUUGAGCUGAUUUUGUGUUGUAUCCUAAACUUACAUGUUCCAUAAACGAUAAACAACUUUAUACAAAUAUCCAGCUUAAGGAAUUGAAUUAAUUUAUGUACACACUAUAAUCAUAGGAACCUAUUACAGUCCUAAAUACCUUCAUUUACCAUAAAAUCAUUGGAGCUUUAUUUUAAAAUUAAUAAUUAUAUCAACCCUAUUAAUCUGAAAUAUAUAACUAUAGUUAGUUGCUUCAUUGCCGAACUGAAUUAGGUAUACAUAUAAAUAUUUACAAUAGUAUAAUAAUAACUGCUAACAUGAUUAUUUUAAAAAUUAUACAAAACAUUCAGCUGUUGUGAUGCACAUGGGUAAGCAAAACAGAUAAAUUAUUUGUUAUUGUAUAAUAAGUAAUAAAGAAGUUUGUAAAUGAGCCAUAAUAUUGGGUUUAAUUCUGCAAUAGAGAAAAAAAACAAUGAUUUCUAUUACAUAUAAAAGGUAAAUAUAUGUUGAACCACUAAUAUGGAAACUCAAAAGCUUACCAAAAAUUAAGUUUUUAUGUUUUUGCUCCAGAGUUGAAUAUUUGUGAGAUACCUACAUCAUAUCUAUUGGUUAUAUUCCCGAGACUCACCUAUUUGUUGCCAGAUGUUUUCAGCAACAUAAUCUAGUCAUAAUGUUACUCUUUUAAAGAGUCCUUUUAAGUUACAAUUAAUUUAAAAAUGAGUUGUUUAAUGUUAAAAAUCGUGAAUAUACUUAAUUAACGAUUACAAACUUAUAAAAUAUAAUACAUAGCUGUACAUGAUUUAAAAAAUAAAAUUAUUCUCCUUUCAAAGGAAGAAAUUCCAAACAGUUAUGACUCUAUAAAACUAGAUUAACACACCAUCAGUAAUAAAUAUAAAUACCUUCAAAAGUAACUUAUUACAAUUUUAUGAUAUACAUACUUUUUUGCUUAACGUAAUUUGUUUUAUAAAUAUAUAAAUCAGUCAAUAUGCCAUGUGUAUAAACAUCCACAGCCAUUCUUUGUAUCAGGGAUUAUACAAUACAAAAGGCAUUUUAUUUCCAUUAAGGACAAUAGUUUUUAUUGGAUACAUAAUCCUCGACCUAUCAGUUUGAUUAUGGUUGUUUUGAGGAACUCAGCAAUUGAUUAGAGAAAGUUACUAAUAUAAUAAUCUUAUGCACUUCAAACCAAAAAUAUGUUUCACCUAUGUGAGAUUUCUUGUAUUUGUACUCAUUUCAUUAAAACUCAGUGCAUUCAUUGUUAUUCUUAUAGCAUAAAAUGUUAUUUAUAUUAAUUCUUUAUGUUGACAAAAACACAGGAUGAAAUACCUAAGUAGAUUUACGAUAACAAUUUUUGUUAUUAUGAAAAUAUUAGAAUAAAAUCUGUUAUUAUUUUUCAUCCUAUUGCAAAGAUGAAUUCCUUGAUUUUGAAAUUGUUUCUGAAUUUUUAAGUAAAAUUGUUCAUAAUUGUCCUUAACCAUUGGUUGAAAGAGUAUAAUUUUGUUGAUUAGGAGUUUUAAAAUAUAUUCAUUGUGAUAUUUAUUUGAAUGGCCAGCACAGUGGCUUUUUCUUGGUGUUAGGCUUUUUGGAUGCUGCUCUGACUGCUUCUCUGAAAAUUUCUUCAAGGCCAUCACUCCUCAGCGCUGAGCAUUCCAUGUACUUUGUAGCUCUUAUUUUUCUUUUUAAUCUUUUGCCAUCGCUUGGUUUAAGAGUCUCCACGUUUUCAUCAUCUCUUAGAUCAGACUUUGUUGCUA